UUUGUUUUGAUUGCAGCUACAAUGCGGCGCCCGUCAGCCGUUUCCUUCUUUUUAUCAAUUUCUCUUUAUACGCGAAAUCGUUUAAGGGAAGACACACCACAAAUGUAAUACAAAACCGAGAUUUGGUGAAAUGGCCUCCUUUCUCAUGGAGGGUAAUGUUACACUGCUCUUGGCAAUACUUUGUAUUGUCUGCUGCACGGGUAUAGAGGGAAAAGGAACCCUACAAGGGGAUCACAUCGUUUUUUCUCCAUUGCGUAAAGGAAGUAACUACACACUGGGGAGAACCAAGAGCGAUUGGUUCCUGUCCAGUUAUGAUUCGGUCGCUGAAGCUGUGGUUUUAUCAUUGAAUUCUUCUCCUCCGUACGAUGCCAUUAAAGAUGGACUGCGAACUCUCCAAGGGAUUAAUAAAUUUACCGCUGGGGACAUCGCGAAAAAGGCAAUUACUGAGAAUCCUCCUUUGACACUUCUGACAUCUGUCUCGCUCAUAAGUGCCUUUGUAAUACCGCUGGUCGGUAUCACGUUUGGCUGCUUUCGGUGCAAGGGACAAUGCGGCGGUGCGCUGAUUGAGGAGGAUCUGGAAUCGAAUCCAAAGAAACGUCGGCAAAUGUUCACAGCGGCGAUUUCCAUUUGCACGGCUAUGAUUAUGAUCGCUGCUUUUUCAAUCAGUCUGAUUAACGACAGGACUGAAAAUGCAGCCCCGGCUUUGGAUUCUCUAUUUAUGGCCUCCAUUGUGGAUAUCGCGAUAUACAAAGAGAAUACGUUAAAUGAAGUAUCUGAAGUAACUGGAGAAAAUAUGAAUUUUACGAUCGGUCUUAUAACCCAGGAACUGAAUUAUUUACCGGUUAAUAUAACAGCACCAGUCAUAAAACGGGCUGACGAUGCCGCAAAAGCAGUUCUGGACAACGUGAAAGAACUGGGAUCAAAGCUUGGAGACCUAAGAGACUCUAUAAAAGACGUGGCAGAUAUUGUUCAGAAUUUACGAAUGCUUGGCCAGAAACUCCGCGAUGGUUUGAGCGAGGUGCGAAAGAACUUGACAGACGCAAAAUCAGAAUGUAACAAUGAUGAGCCGUCCAAAACGGCUGGUGCUUGUGACAAAAUUCCCACUGAGGACCCCUUAGAGGCUGAUGCAGACUUUAAUAAGGUUCCAGGUUUGACUCAGGAGUUGUCAAAGCUUGAAGGAAUCCUUGCUAGAAACGACUUUGAAGCACAAAGCGCCCAGGGACAAAUUAGAUUUAUGUCGAUGACAUCAAAAGUCAACGAGAAGACGCUGGCAGGAAGGGAAGAGAUAACAAAUUUUACCAAGGAACUUCAAGAUUUUGCUGCAAAGAUGGUAAAUACGUUGGGAGACGCUGGCGAUUCGUUACAAACAGAAAUUUUACUGCCAAUGAAAACCGAAGUCCACAGUACAUUCGGUAGAGGAGGACUGUUUAACAGAUACGAUAAAUACAGAUGGAUUACCCUUUUGUCAAUCUCUCUUGCUGUGGUGUUUGUUGUUUUGUUAACAUUCCUGUCUCUCAUAUCUGGAGCUCUUGGUGCCAGUCCUUCGGAUACGCCAAGUACGCGCUCGAACAUUUCAAACUGCGCGGGGAAUGCGCUCAUGUGUGUUGUUGGUCUGUAUUUCUUCAGUUCUUUCUUUCUCAAUCUUAUUCUGGCUGUUACAUUUUACAUCGGAGCCAACGCAACGAUCCUCUGCAAGUCAGCCGCUGACCUUAGCCUGCUAGAAAACACCAUAGACGACCCUUCAACUCUAGGAUACUAUCCCAUAUCCAAGGCAGUGCUGGGAAAUGGAAUCUUGGACAUACGACUGUCUGAUAUACUCAGGCGAUGUGAUCAAAAAGAGACGCCCUGGGAACUACUGAAGAUGGACAGUAAAUUCAAGUUUGAAAAUAUGACAAGCUAUAGAGACAAAAUUCCACCGAUGGACGAAAUUCUGGCUGGAAUAAACAGCAGCAUAACAGAUUUGGAACUUGUGUCAGAUGACACCAGGAAAGCUAUCAAUGAUACAUAUACCUCUGGGGUCCAGGAGAUUGAAUUCUACAAGUUUUCAAUGGAGACAGCAUUGCCUCUCACGAAGAAUAACCUUUCAUUGACCACAUUUGCGAACGAGUUGGGAACAGCGGCUGAUGGUCAAGUGAACUCCGGAAUUGCUGGAAAAUUACGUUCCACCAAAGAUGCUUUGAACAAUUUACAUGACGACACAGUUUUGAUAUCGCAACCGCUGGUGGGCGAGCUAGCUCAGAAAACGCAGACGUUGAUGACGAAAAACAUGAAAGUACUGAACGACGCCAACCAGAUUGACCUUUUCCGCGAAAGGCUGAAAACUGUUCUUGAAAGCGAUGGUUUAGAACUAGCCAAUGAGGCAGGAAAAAAGUCUUUGAGUCGCACACUUGGAUGGAUGGACGAAUACUUGAAAGACACCAUAGAUAAACUUCGAAAUGAUGUGGGAGACUGUCAACCAAUCAGAAAUGUAUAUGAUGUGUUAGUAUCUGAUGCAUGUGACAAUGCUGUGGCCCUGGUGAAUGCUUUGUGGCUGAGUCUUGGUGUUAUCACUAUGUUUUCGGUAAUAACCAUCAUCCUCUGCGUGCGUCUAGCCAAGCAUCUUCGACGGGCGAAGACUGGUGACGAUGACAUUUAUUCAGAGGAAAGUACAUCUAACUACGGAGUCCCUCUGAGGCUGUUUGAAAAGUUCCCGAAGCUUCCCAAGAAGAAAUUUUCAUGGUCUGAUGACCUUGACAUGGAAAAACCAGUAUUUUACAAGAGACCACACGUCACCCCACGAAUACCAUUAGCGACCGUAACAAGAAAUGCUGUAGUGCCGAUAAUGUUCGAUAUUUAAUAGCGACAAAAUAGCUACGCAUUAGCGAGAAAGACGGUCAAAGGUCAAGAACGAAAGUCCCCCAAUAAGUCUCUUUAGGUCUUCCGCUGUCAGGGAGUUCCCUGCGGUGAAUCCGAUAGUGAAGGCCAGGUUGGAUGAAGGACACCAAUUUUUAUCCCUAAUUUUUCUCUAUUUUUAUAUUUAUAUUGUAGUGGAAGUGUUAUUUUAUAUCAUAUACGUUGAAAUAAAAAACUGGUGCUUUGACCCAGUUGAUCAGU
Stylophora pistillata is the source of this 3093-nucleotide messenger RNA. Its product is annotated as prominin-2. The record is from RefSeq and is a predicted model, not a curated record. Gene Ontology annotation, cellular component: membrane. Lineage: Eukaryota; Metazoa; Cnidaria; Anthozoa; Scleractinia; Pocilloporidae.